UUUUAUUAUUAGUUUUAUUAUUUGAUUAUUUCUAACUCUGAAUAUUUGCAAUUUUUGUAGUGUCAUUCGACAUUGAUCAUGGAUGCCGGUGAUCAUGAUACAUCCAUAGAUCAUGAUUUUUUUCUCCAAGGACUCACAGGGGACUACGGCCCCUUUGAUACUAGUGCUGCAGGUGAUGAUGGACCCGACGGUGAACCUCCGGUUGGUUCACAUCCAGAUCCAGGUGAUGCAGCAGGAGUGCCAUCGUCGGGCUCUACAAGUGCGCACACAUUAGCAAGCAGCGGGUCUAAAAGAUCAAGAGCCGGUACUUCCGAAGUUUGGCAAGACUUUGAAAGGAUCUACAAAGAGGAAGAUGGGGUAAGUGUCAGGUAUGCUAAGUGUUAUAUUUGUAAAAAUGAAUUAUCUGCAAAGCCCUCGGGUGGAACGGGGCACUUGAAGAGGCACGCCAUAAGUUGCAAGCGAAAGAGUGGAGCAGCCAUGAAGCAGACGGUGUUGCAGUACAACCCCGGCGGCUCUGUUCAUCAUUGGGAGUACGACUCUGCCAAUGCUCGAAAAGAGCUAUGUCGCUUCAUUGCAAGAGCGGAUCUACCACUCAAUAUCGGUUCUUCAUCAAGAAGUUCAGACUCUUCGUCACGAUCGUCUACGGGCACCGGAAUUCCAAUAUCCGGAGGGGAGCUAACUACCUUCAUCGACAGUGACGUUAUCAGCCACGAACAAGAAAACUUCAACAUACUGCAAUGGUGGCAUGAGCACAAGACGAAUUAUCCAGUCCUUUCACUGUUAGCGCGAGAUUUGUUAACGGUUCUUGUAUCUACAGUUUCUUCUGAGGCUGCCUUCAGUCUUACAGGAAGGAUAAUCGAAGAGAGAAGAACAAAUCUGUCAAGUGAGAUGGUUGAAAUACUCACCAUAGUAAAGGAUUGGGAACAAGCUGAAGCACGAAUGCAACACACUGCAGAAAAUACUGAGCUUGAAGAAUCAUUCCAAAAUUUGUAUCUAGAUGCUGAUGAGAAUGUGUAAUUUUAAAUUUU
Messenger RNA from Phragmites australis (common reed), 1028 nucleotides. RefSeq lists its product as uncharacterized. The record is from RefSeq and is a predicted model, not a curated record. The coding region runs from base 79 to 1017 and encodes 312 amino acids. The transcript has 2 exons. Lineage: Eukaryota; Viridiplantae; Streptophyta; Magnoliopsida; Poales; Poaceae. Gene Ontology annotation, molecular function: DNA binding; protein dimerization activity.